Messenger RNA from Papilio machaon (common yellow swallowtail), 1244 nucleotides. It is a transcript of the gene AnnIX, whose product is annotated as annexin B9. Lineage: Eukaryota; Metazoa; Arthropoda; Insecta; Lepidoptera; Papilionidae. The record is from RefSeq and is a predicted model, not a curated record. Gene Ontology annotation, cellular component: cytoplasm. Gene Ontology annotation, molecular function: calcium ion binding; calcium-dependent phospholipid binding. The transcript has 8 exons. The coding region runs from base 106 to 1077 and encodes 323 amino acids.
CUCCGCUCAGUCACUCCGCAGUUGCGUUUCGUGUUUAUUUCGGACUACGCUUCAUAGUAAUUCGGUUGGGUGUGUCUCUGAAAUUAUAAAAAAUAAAUAUUAACCAUGAGUGGCCAACAAUACUACCCGUACAAGUGCACCCCCACGGUGUACCCCGCGGAGCCCUUCGACCCUGCGGCAGAUGCGGAGACACUUAGGAAGGCGAUGAAGGGCUUCGGCACAGACGAAAAAGCCAUCAUCGACGUCCUUUGCCGUCGCGGUAUCGUACAACGUUUGGAGAUCGCAGAAACAUUCAAGACUAACUAUGGAAAGGAUCUGAUCAGUGAGCUGAAGAGUGAACUGACUGGUAACUUGGAGAAUGUGAUAGUUGCUCUGAUGACUCCUCUGCCCCACUUCUACGCCAAGGAGUUGCACGACGCCGUUUCCGGACUGGGCACUGACGAGGAGGCCAUCAUUGAGAUUCUCUGCACGUUGUCUAACUACGGCAUUCGUACAAUCUCAGCUUUCUACGAGCAGUUGUACGGCAAAAGCUUAGAAUCUGACUUGAAGGGUGACACAUCUGGUCACUUCAAGCGUCUCUGCGUCUCACUGUGCAUGGCCAACCGCGACGAGAACCAGGGUGUGGAUGAGGCUGGGGCAAAGAGCGACGCCGAAGCGCUGGCUAACGCAGGGGAGGGACAAUGGGGCACUGAUGAGUCGGUCUUCAACUCCAUUCUUAUCACACGCUCUUAUCAACAACUGAGACAGAUCUUCGCAGAAUACGAAGCAUUGGCCGGCAAAGAUAUUGAAGAAACUAUCAAGAAAGAAUUCUCUGGAAGCAUUGAGAAGGGAAUGCUAGCUAUUGUAAAAUGCGUGAAGAGCAAAGUUGGUUUCUUCGCUGAACGUCUCUACUAUUCGAUGAAGGGACUCGGCACCAACGACAAGACUCUGAUCAGAAUUGUAGUGAGCCGUUCUGAAAUCGAUUUGGGAGACAUCAAACAAGCGUUCCUUGAUAAAUAUGGAAAGCCUUUGGAGACCUGGAUUGCUGAAGACCUAAACGGUGACUUCAGGAAUGUGCUAGUCACACUAUGUGCUUAAUCCUGCAAAAUAGAAAUAUGUAUUUUAGUAGCAAUAUCUAUUAAACUGUAUGUUUUUUAAGCUUUUGCAUGUUUCUAAAUAUUUAGAAAGUUACAAAAUCGAUGUAAUAUUUUGCAGGAUGAUACGAAAGGGGACUACAAACGCGUCUUACUUACUCUCGUUUCCUA